Lagenorhynchus albirostris (white-beaked dolphin) is the source of this 2436-nucleotide messenger RNA. It is a transcript of the gene MARCHF10, whose product is annotated as membrane associated ring-CH-type finger 10. Gene Ontology annotation, molecular function: zinc ion binding. The record is from RefSeq and is a predicted model, not a curated record. NCBI's taxonomy places the organism in Eukaryota, Metazoa, Chordata, Mammalia, Artiodactyla, Delphinidae. The transcript is spliced from 10 exons. The coding region runs from base 1 to 2436 and encodes 811 amino acids.
AUGUUUCAUGAAGCAAAGGACAGGCAGAAGUUCGUCAGUGAUGUUCAAUAUCUGCGGGACAUACAGCAUAAGACGGACUCAGAAUAUCAGGCUUGUCUGAGACGACAGGAAUACAGAAGAGACCCAAAUGGGAAGAAACGAGAUCAAUUUUGGGGACAAGAGACAAAUUUUGAGAGAUCCCGGUUUUCAAGUGGGUCAUCUUCCAAACAGAGUUCUGGUGAGAAGCAUGCUCUAGCUGAACCAGGAUUACCUGCCAAGAGUUCUGCGCGUAAGAGUGAUUCCAGACUUCCAGCAAUUGACCAAACAUCAGUCAAGCACAAACAUAAAAGUACCACGACUCCAAAGAAAUCAGAGAACGCGGGCCCCAGCAAACCCUCUCCAGCAGCCCAGGCAUCGCAGAUUUUAUCAAGCAAGAGGAGGCCAAACCUAAUAGUCAGCCCAGAAAUGCAGAGCCCGAGAGCGUCUGGGGACAGAAGCAGAGAGAAACUGCAGCUGCCCGGGAAGGCGCCAGCCCUCAGGGGAGUAGAUCCAAUCGUUCAACAAGAAGGUCCAAUGUGGGCAAGUGACACCAAGCUGAAGAGGCCAACUCGAGAGAGAAGAAACUUGGUCCCAUCCUCACAGCUAAUAACGGUGAUGGAGAAUACCCCCGAGAAAGCCAAAAAAAAAGGCCUGAGUGCUCUCUCCCAGAAGGAACCACACCCAGCCCUAUCCCAGGCCUUCCAAGGAACGAACAGUCCUCAAGAGUUGACCGAGUCCUUGGGGCCACCACGCAUAGCUACCACCUUGGAAGGGCCAAGAAGAAUGAUGUUUCGGCUCAGAGAUGAAGAUUUUUAUUCCGUUUUAUCCUCAAACUCUGGAGAAGAAAAUGAUGACACUGAAGAGGAAACCCAUGUAGAGGAAGAACUUUUGCUGGCUGGUAUGCACCCGCUCCGUUCUCCUUCCAAUCAUAAGAGAAGUAGAUUUCUUGGGACAUUGGCCACUCAGGCCAAAAAUAAAAGCUUUGAAGAAAAUCCUGCAAAUUGCAGAGCGAAUUCUGUAAGAAGUGAGUCCAGUCAUGGCUCAUUACGAAUUAGCAGUGCAAUGCAGCUAGUGACAGGGCAGCCUUCCACCUGGCAAGGGAUAUUCCAAGACCCUGGGCGGCCUGAUGGGGGGUCUGCUAAAGAGAAAGACAGCAGUGACAGUGAAAAUGAGAAGACCUUUCAUUCAUGGGACACCAAAUCCAAAAGCAGUCUGGAGGAUGACCUUAAUGCUGAAAAUGUAUUUUGUGAUGUUACUUCUAUGGAAGACAGGCCCGGAACCCAUGAUUAUGAAAGAGAUUGGCAGGCCCAUUUAAGUGACUCUCAUAAUCGUCUUGGCUGUUUUCUUGCUGGUAGACCAACAGCUCCAAGAUCGUCAAUGAAUUCAUCCUAUAACACCCCAGGAUCAUUCAUGCAUUCUGCUCUGAGAGAUGAUACUCCAAUAGACCUGUCCACAUCAUCUACCUUAGCUCCCAGUUCAGACUCGGAGGGAAGCUCCAGGUUUAAUGUUCGUCAACCACUGUCCCCCAUUAGAAACAGGAAUCUAUUUGCCAGUGCUGAAAACCACAGUUAUUUUCCUGUAAACAGUGUGCAUGAAUUUGAUGUCAGGGGAGCAGAACAUAUUACUUUAACAAGGCAAUCUCAGGAGGCUCCAUUACAUACAGAAGAUCUCUUACUAAAUCCUCAAAGCAGCUUGUCCUUGGUGGAGUCUUCCAGCUCUUCUCCAUCAGAAAUGAAUUUACAAGGCCACUUGCAUGUGCCCAGGUCCCUGCAAGAAAAUAUACCUUUUAAUUUCUUUGCAGUGUCUGAGUUCCCAAAUCAAAAUGACAAUGGAAGCAGAAUGGAGGUCCCUGGCGUCACCGAUGAAAAGGAAGCCACUAAAAUAAAGGCAGACCCUGAGAAACUCAAGAAAUUACAAGAAAGUCUACUGGAGGAGGACUCUGAGGAUGAGGGAGACUUGUGUCGCAUCUGUCAGAUAGCCGGGGGUUCCCCCGCCAAUCCCCUCGUGGAGCCGUGCGGCUGCGUGGGAAGCCUGCGGUCUGUCCAUCCGGAGUGCCUGAAAACAUGGCUGAAAGUGAAAAUAACAUCAGGAGCAGAUCUUGGCGCCGUGAAGACCUGUGAGAUGUGUAAACAAAGCCUGCUGGUCGACCUGGAUGAUUUUAACGUGGCCGAGUUCUACCAGAAGCACCAGCAGUCCCGGGCACAACACGAGCUGAUGAAUUCAGGCUUGUGCCUGGUGCUGCUGCUUCGUCUCUACGAACAGAGGUUUGCAGAACUCAUGAGACUCAACCACGGUCAGGAUGCAAGAGAGAGGUUGUCAAGAAAUUACCCACAACCCAGACCGGAAGAAAAUGAAAGUUCCGAGUGGAGAGAUGGGAAUGACAGUAGCAUUUGUGAAAGCAACAGCCCAGUGGUCUAG